This is a messenger RNA of Rotaria sp. Silwood2, 1473 nucleotides long. The record is from the annotation of a GenBank genome assembly. Lineage: Eukaryota; Metazoa; Rotifera; Eurotatoria; Philodinida; Philodinidae.
AUGAGUUUUGGUCAUGAUGAACAAAUUCGUGUACUUAUUUUAAAUGAAGGUGAAGAUAAAAGUGAAGAAUUAUUUCGAUUAAAAAAAGGAUGGACUCUUCAAAUAGCUUUAUCAUCUCAUUUAUCGUGGAGAGAAGUUCGAAUAUUUACAAAUGCUUGUCUUUAUGAAAAAGAUUUAUUUCAAAGAAAUAAUUAUCAAGAAUUAAAAUGGAUUUAUCCAUCAAGUGGAAAAUAUGAUGAUUCAGAUCGUUAUGUAUCGAUUUUAUGUUGUAAAUCUGGUUCAUUUCAUUAUUAUUUUACUAUUGAUGGAACAACAAUUAAAGAAAAUCAAAAUGGUCAAGGUUAUUUUCAAGUUGAAUCCCAUUUAAUUUUUCCAGAUGAAAGUGGUGAAGUAUUAGAACAAGAAUGUAUAACAUGUCAAUCAGUAUUAUCAAAAUCAUUGGGUCCUUUAUCAGAAUGGUUAUCACGUAUUGAAGUAACAUAUCAUUCAGGUUAUAAUAUGAUACAUUUUACACCAAUUCAAUCACUUAAUAAUAUAUCAAAUUCAUCAUAUUCAAUAAAUGAUCAUCAUAAAUUAAAUUCAAAAUUUGAAGGAACAUAUCAACAAAUGAAAAUUUUAAUUGAUAAAAUAGCUAAACAAUGGAGAAUAUUAUCAAUAACUGAUCUUGUUUAUAAUCAUGUUGCUGAUGAUUGUGAUUUACUUCGAAAUCAUCCUGAAGCUGCUUAUAAUUUAAUUAAUUCUCCACAUUUAAAACCAGCUGUACUUAUUGAUUCAAUAUUAAUGCAAUUUACUUGUGAUGCAAGUAAAGGAAAACUUUUAUCAAAAGGUAUUAAAGAUGAAAUAAAAGAACAUCAUUUACCAUUAAUUCGACAUUAUUUACUUAAUGAAAUAUUUCCUCAAUAUUGUUUAUGGGAAUAUUAUAUAUGUGAUACAAAUAAAUUAGUUGAAUUAUUUUAUAAAAAAUUAUCUUUAUUAAAUAAUUGUCCUGAUAAACCUUUAUAUUAUAAUGAAAAUUUAAUUGAAAUAAAUCAUGGAAAAUAUUUAAGAAUGAAAAGUUUUGUUGAUCUUGAUUUAGCUGAAAAAAUAUAUUUUUUUAAAAGAGAAUAUUUAUCAACAAAUGAACAAUGGAUAAAUGCAGCAUGUGAUGCAUUACGUUCUCGUAUUGAUUUUUUAAAUAAUUUAAUUCGAGAAAAAUUAAAUGGAUAUUUAAAUCGAGCUAUUGAUAAUUCUAUUGCUUCAUGUCGUUAUCAUUUUUUUUCAUUGGAUGGACCAAAUUAUAAUAAAUUAUGUUUACCAUCAACACCAUUUGUUGGAAAUUAUUUUUAUUAUCCAAAUGGAGAAUUUAAACAUCCAGAUGAUAUUAAUAAUUUAAUUGAACAUGAUAUUAAUUAUCAAUUAUAUGUUAUGGCUCAUAAUGGUUGGGUUAUGAAUGAUGAUCCUCUUAGAUGUUUUGCUGAUGAAGGUUUUUUUUAG